Pelecanus crispus (Dalmatian pelican) is the source of this 1164-nucleotide messenger RNA. NCBI's taxonomy places the organism in Eukaryota, Metazoa, Chordata, Aves, Pelecaniformes, Pelecanidae. The record is from RefSeq and is a predicted model, not a curated record.
CAGGGCAAAUAUCAUGGUAAUCCCAUGCAUAUAGCAGUAAUCAUCUCAAACUGUUUAAGAGAAGAAAGAAGAAUAUUGGCUGCAGCUAGCAUGCCUGUACAGGGGCCACUGGAAAAGUCUCUGCAGAACUCCGUGGUUUCAGAACGACAACGAAAUGUGGAACACAAAGUGUCAGCCAUCAAGAACAGUGCUCAGAUGACUGACCAAGAUGUCAAAUACUUGGAAGACUUGCAAGAGGAAUUUGACUUCAGGUAUAAAACAAUGCAAAGCUUAGAGCAGAGCGACAAAAACAGCGCCCUCAUUAAACAGGAAAUGUUGGCGUUGCAGGCAAUGCUCAAUACUUUAGACUACAAGAGAAAGGAAGUACUCAGCAAAAUAGGGCGUGUGAUUCACGAAAUCGAUAUGCUUAUGAGCAACAUGCUGACUGAAGAGCUGCUAGACUGGAAGAGACGGCAGCAGAUUGCCUGCAUUGGGGGUCCUCUCCAUGGUGGGCUUGAUCAGCUCCAGAACUGUUUUACACUGUUGGCAGAGAGUCUUUUUCAAGUUAGAAGGCAACUAGAAAAACUGGAUGAACUGUUGACCAGACUGACUUACGAUGGGGACCCUAUCCCAGUGCAAAGACCUCAGCUGCUGGAAAAAGUCAACUUUCUGCUCUACAAUCUUUUCCGGAAUUCAUUCGUGGUUGAAAGGCAGCCCUGCAUGCCAACACAUCCCCAGAGGCCAAUGGUUCUUAAAACGUUAAUACAAUUCACUGUUAAAUUAAGGUUGCUAAUUAAAUUGCCAGAACUAAACUACCAGAUCAGAGUGAAAGCAACUAUUGACAAGAAUGUUUCAACUGUAAGCAAUCGUAGAUUCGUUCUGUGUGGAACACACGUGAAAGCAAUGAACAUGGAUGAAUCCGCAAAUGGAAGCCUAUCAGUAGAAUUUCGACAUUUGCAACCCAAAGAAAUGAAAUCAAGUGCUGGAAGCAAAGGAAAUGAGGGCCCUCACAUGGUGACCGAGGAACUGCACUCCAUCAGCUUUGAAACACAGGUCUGCCUGUAUGGAUUGACUAUAAAUUUGGAAACCAGCUCUUUGCCUGUGGUGAUGAUUUCCAAUGUCAGCCAACUACCCAACGCGUGGGCUUCUAUUAUUUGGUACAAUCUGUCAACCAACGAUCCUCAG